Messenger RNA from Carassius carassius (crucian carp), 1486 nucleotides. Its product is annotated as P2Y purinoceptor 12-like. Lineage: Eukaryota; Metazoa; Chordata; Actinopteri; Cypriniformes; Cyprinidae. The record is from RefSeq and is a predicted model, not a curated record. Bases 286 to 1353 code for a protein of 355 amino acids. Gene Ontology annotation, biological process: G protein-coupled receptor signaling pathway. Gene Ontology annotation, cellular component: membrane. The transcript has 2 exons. Gene Ontology annotation, molecular function: G protein-coupled purinergic nucleotide receptor activity.
UCACCAACUUUGGCUCUGUCAGCACAACAGAUGGUGACCCAAAGCACAGUUGAUGUAACAGCAGCUUUCAGACCGUUGGAAACUUCUCCUUGUGUCUGCAUGGCAUAGCAGGAAACAAAAAGCAGAAGGGGGGGAUGAAAGAUUCGUUUCCUUUCAGAAAGGCCCUAAUAUCAAACUUGUGUCCAAAAACCAAGAAGUGACUCAAGACCUAUUUCAAGCAUCACAUUUGAUCCUUGCAUCUUGUUGAGCCAAUGUGUAGUUUUAUGUGACAGAAAUUACACAUCCAUGGAGUUUACAACAGCGCUGGCAUUCACCACGGACACUGACUCCAACCAGACCUUCAGGAAUGAGUCGUCGGAGGCCUGUUCACGUGACAGUGCUCUGAAGACAAUCGUGUUCCCUCUUCUCUACACCAUCCUCUUCAUCCUGGGCUUGUCACUGAAUGGCCUGGCAGCAUGGGUGUUCCUCCGAAUCCCCAGUAAAUCUCACUUCAUCAUCUAUCUGAAGAACAUCGUGGUGGCCGACAUUAUCAUGACCCUCACCUUCCCCUUCAAGAUCCUCGCCGAUGCGAACUUAGCAUCUGUCGGUGAGCGUGUGUUCGUCUGUCGAGUGUCAUCUGUGCUCUUCUACCUCACCAUGUACAUCAGCAUCCUCUUCUUCGGCUUGAUCAGCAUCGAUCGCUGCAGAAAGACCAUGUGGCCCUUUGUGGGCACCAACCCUAGACGCCUGCUGUACAGAAAGCUCCUCUCAGGCUUCAUAUGGACAUCACUGUUGGCUCUUUCACUGCCCAAUGUAAUCCUGACGAGCCGGCCCAGCACUUCAAGCCACUUUAAAUGCAGUGACCUCAAGACAGAGAUGGGCCUGAAGUGGCACGAGCUGGUCAACCACGUGUGCCAGGUGAUCUUUUGGGGAAACCUUGUGACAGUAAUAGUAUGCUACACACUCAUCUCGAAAGAGCUCUACAAGUCUUACGCCCGCACACGAGCUCAACACCAGGGAAGGCCAGGGACGAACGCCCCUCAGAACAUUCAAGCCAACGUGUUCCUGGUGUUGGCGGUCUUCUUUGUGUGCUUCGUUCCCUUCCACUUCUCCCGAGUGCCCUACACCAUCAGCCAGACCCGGGAAAGCAUGUUCGAUUGCCAGCACAAGCUGCUUUUCUUCCAGCUGAAGGAGAGCACGCUGUGGCUUUCCUCCCUUAACUCUGUGCUGGAUCCUCUCAUCUACUUCUUCCUCUGUAAGUCUUUCAGGAGCUCUCUGUUUAACACCCUGCGUCUGUCUCCGGGCCGCUGCAGGGCGCUCAGGGAGCUCGGGACAGACUCGGCCAGCACUCCUCAGGGCAACACACUGAUAUAAUGGAUAGACAGUGCUGUUGGGAACUCUCUCGUCCACUUGAACAUGCUACACUAAUAAUCUAACUGACAUUAAUAUUAUUAUUGUUUUAACAUAUUUUCAUGCUGCAACGGCUACAUGGGUGAGUCACUUCUAU